Molecule: messenger RNA, 1524 nt
Organism: [Torrubiella] hemipterigena
Lineage: Eukaryota; Fungi; Ascomycota; Sordariomycetes; Hypocreales; Clavicipitaceae
Source: the annotation of a GenBank genome assembly
CCCUCCCGCAGCUCUUAGUGCCCAUCAGCUCCAGCAUCGCUGUUGCAGGGUGCGUCCCGUUUUGGUGCCAUUUUACGCGCCCGGCUCUUUCGCUGCCGACUUUUAAUCAUGCUCACCCCCUCUCGUCCCUCAUCGCCUUUCCGAUGGCCUGAACCAGCGACCAACUCUUCCCGGCCUUGCAUCUUGGACAUCGACAACCGCUAAUCCGUUGGCGUCGUCCUGAGAGUCUCUUCGCCAGCGCCGCUCGUCCAUCUCUCAUCCUCAGGAGUCCUCAGGAACUACUUACUCGGUGCCGCAUGACCAGUAGAGUACCUGCUUAGGAAACGAGCAAAGCAAAACUUCGCAACUAUUUUGACGGCAAAAAGGUCCCUCGACAUUUUCCCACCGAGCCGCCAGCAAAAUCCCCGUCUCUGAUAUGACCGAAUCACCCGACUACAGCCCUCGCAAGGAAGCACACAUGCCAAAGCCAACCUACAAGUUCCUCAAGAGGAAGUGGCCAGAUGUGUCGCGCAAAGCCAUUCUCUGGCUGAUGCCGCUCGAGCUCAUCGGCCUCAUUCCUGCCCUCGUCAUCUUUGGCAUUGCGCAGCCCGAUCUCUACCGCACGAAAAUGUGGCGCAUCGGCUGGGACAACAGACUCAACUCGAACCCAGACAUGAUCAUUUACGCCAUUGCCAACUUCAAAUCGCCUCCCUCGGUGCCACUCAUUUGGUCUGUCGUCUUGACUGACCUCAACGUGGCUAUUUCCGUCAUCUCUCUGUUUUUCCUUUUGGCUAGGCUGAUUGCCUACAUCAUGAAGCUGUGGUAUCCUAUCUUCUCGCUCUUCUUCAGCCUUGCCUUGACAGCACUCUACGCAGCUAGCACCUAUGGACAGGUUGGUCCGGACUACGCGGAUCCCCGAUACCCAGCGCCGGCAGCUUGGUACUUCCGAUUUGGCUGUGAUUUGGCAAAGCCAUACAAUGCCUUCACAUCGUGCAAAAUUGCACAGGGAUCGCUCGUCAUCACUCUCUACAUGCUCACGCUCUACUUGCUCAACCUAGGGUUCACGUGCUACGCCAUGUAUCCCAACAAGAUCAACGACAUUGUCGACGAAGAGGAAGAGGAUGACAUGUAUGCCAUGCCGUCAAACGCCAGCCAGUACAGCCCGGAAUAUGGCAUGUCGUCUCCAAUCAGACUUCAGGACUCACCAUUCACUCCCCGCACACAAGCUUUCCACACACUCGACAGAAAGCUUCCUCUGCAGGCAUCAAGUGCGCCAAAAUAUUAACUCCAUGCUAUCGGAGCUCAAAUGUACAUUUUUUCAGGUUGAAACGGCUGGCUGAAAGCUACAUCGCACUCCGCUGCCCGCGGGGACCGGCCAGCGGCUAAGAAUUGGGGGCGUUAACAAAUGUGUUUUUACUUCUCUCAUUGUCAUGAUUUUUUUCAGGAGGUUUCCUUGUGAUUAGCUUUGGUUGAAAUGAACAGGUAUAUAUUACAUUUCCUACACAGCAUGAAUUUUCAAUCCAUCCCACUCGAUCGAUAACCCAG